CUUUGGGAGAUUCGAGUGAGAUGGCCUCCACGGAGCCUGAACCAAGAGCCAGUGCAACAGGCAAUGCCACAACACGUGGUGUGGAUCAGACCCUCGGCAACACAUCAACAGCCAUUCAGCGACUGCACAAGGAGACGUUACAGAAAAAAUGUGAGAAACUGGAAGUGAAGACCAUCCUGAUAAAGGAGAAGGUGAGGACGUUUCAGUUGGUUGAUCACUACACGGAGUUAACUGUUAUUUCUGAUCUCCGUCACCGGAAACUUGUAGAACAUGAGCUGCUGGCGAGAGGCAGAGACCACGAGGAGUGGAGACAGGAGCAACUCCGGGGAGAGCUGGAAACAAUCCGAACUGAAAAACUAUUCCAGAGCAGCUUCUCUAAAGAAAGUCAUUCACCUUCUUCUCAGGGAAGCAGAUCUGACUCUCGCACAGGGAUCUCCGCAGUCGUGAGUGGAGUGGCUGGGAUUGGAAAAACAACCAUGGUGCAAAAGAUUGUCCAUGACUGGGCCACAGGCAAAAUCUAUCCUCACUUCCACUUUGUAUUCGUUUUUAAAUUCCGAGACCUAAACAGACUUCACGACAGAACAACGCUGAGCCGUCUGAUCGUGGAGCAGUAUCCUUACCUCAGGGGUGUUCUGGAUGAGCUGUGGAAACAUCCAGAGACCUUGCUCUUUAUAUUUGAUGGUUUGGAUGAAUUCAGGGCAAGGAUUGAUUUCGCUGACAGUCGGAGAGACACAGAGCCUCAGCGCAGGUGCACAGACCCUGAAUUCCUCUGUGAUGUAUCUGACAUUGUGUACAGUUUAAUACAGAAAAAGCUGCUGCCAGGCUGCUCAGUGCUGGUGACCAGCCGCCCCACUGCAUUACAGUUACUGGCAAAGGCUCAGGUCAGUGUCUGGGCUGAAAUCCUGGGAUUUGUGGGUGAAGAGAGAAGGGAAUAUUUUCACAAGUUUUUUGAAGAUCAGGAGGUGGCGGCUGCUGUUUACAGCCACGUGGAGGAGAACGAGCUCCUGCUCACCAUGUGCUUCAACCCGUCCUACUGCUGGAUCCUCGCUCUGUCUCUGGGUCCCUUCUUUACACGGAAACACAGCAACAAACAGCGAGUUCCCAAGACAGUCACACAACUCUUCUCCUAUUAUAUUUAUAACAUACUAUCACAUCACAGUGUCAAGAUGGAAAGCCCCCGUGAUGUGAUGCUGAAGAUUGGUGAGAUGGCCUUCACUGGAGUCUCCCAGAGAAACAUUGUCUUUAAUGAGGAAGAUCUGAUGAAAUAUAACCUCCAGCCUUCCCAGUUCCUCUCUGGGUUUCUCAUGGAACUUGUGGAGAGAGAGUCUUCAGAGCACAGCGUGGUCUACACAUUCCCGCACCUCACCAUCCAGGAGUUUGUAGCCGCACUCGCUCAGUUCCUGUCUCCUCAUUCCAAAAACACCAUGUGGCGUUUGAUCCGCAGUGACAAGGAGGAGGACGGCCGGUUUGAGAUAUUCCUGCGCUUUGUUGCGGGUCUCUCCUCCCCACGGGCAGCUCAGCCACUGGAGGAAUUUCUGGGGCCAUUUGUCCAUCAGACAACCUGCGCGGUGAUCGAUUGGCUGAAGGAGAAGGUUAAAGCUCAGAUUAGAGACACAAACACCGACACUGGGAAAAGGAAGCUGCUGAACACACUCCACUACCUGUUUGAGUCUCAGAAUCAAGCCCUGGCACAGCUCACACUGGGCUCUGUACACACACUGACAUUUGGUGACUUCUCUCCAGAGAAAGCAUUGAGACUGACACCGAUAGACUGUGUUGUGGUGUCUCAGGCCAUUGGACUGUGUGACACAAUAAAACAACUGAAUCUGAGGAACUGCUACAUUCAGGAGGAGGGUCUCCAGCGUCUGGUUGCUGCUCUGCACAAGUGUCAAGAGUUGCUUCUGGAGGGCAAUAAUCUGGGAGAUUGUGGAACAAAGCUGUCUUUUUUUAAGAAAAACAACUCCUUAUAUGGUUCUGUCUACAAAAUGUUUCAAUUCUCCGUUUAA
This is a messenger RNA of Callorhinchus milii (elephant shark), 2006 nucleotides long. RefSeq names its product NACHT, LRR and PYD domains-containing protein 3-like. Gene Ontology annotation, cellular component: cytoplasm. The coding region runs from base 21 to 2006 and encodes 661 amino acids. The record is from RefSeq and is a predicted model, not a curated record. The transcript is spliced from 4 exons. NCBI's taxonomy places the organism in Eukaryota, Metazoa, Chordata, Chondrichthyes, Chimaeriformes, Callorhinchidae.